Bufo gargarizans (Asiatic toad) is the source of this 1869-nucleotide messenger RNA. RefSeq names its product TRAF interacting protein (gene TRAIP). NCBI's taxonomy places the organism in Eukaryota, Metazoa, Chordata, Amphibia, Anura, Bufonidae. The record is from RefSeq and is a predicted model, not a curated record. The transcript is spliced from 15 exons. The coding region runs from base 75 to 1457 and encodes 460 amino acids.
UGCUGACGUGCUGUUGCCGGCAGUGAUCGCGGUAAAAUCGAAGUAGUGAUCGGCGGGUCCGGCUGCAGUCAGUGAUGCCCAUCCGCGCCCAGUGCACCAUCUGCUCCGACUUCCUGGACCAGCACAGCGAUGUGGCGGCCAUCCACUGCGGACACACCUUCCACCACCUCUGCCUGGAGCAAUGGUUCACCUCGGCCCCGAGUCGGACGUGUCCUCAGUGCCGCAUCCAGGUCAGUAAGCGGCAGAUCAUACAGAAGCUUUUCUUCGAUGUCGGUUUGGAGGAAGACACGACCCUCGACCCCGAGUCAUUGAAGAAUGAAGUGGAUAAAAUAAAGGCGAAUCUACACGAGAAAGAGAAGGAGAAGCGGAAAUGCCAGGAUCUGGUGGAUUCCCUGCGGGAGAUGCUGGAGAUCCGGAACGUCACCAUAGAAGCUCUCCAGAAGAAGGUGGAGGAGCUGGAGAUGCUGUGCUCCUCGCUGAAGCGGCAGAUGAAAUUCUUUGAUCUUCAGCAAUCGGAGACUAAAGCGGCAAAGGACGAGGCGCGGCGGCUGCGGAAUAAGCUGCAGCAGCUGGAGAGCAUCGAGGUUCUGCUGCAGUCUCAGCGGCCGGAAGUGGAAGCCAUGAUCAGAGACAUGGGCUCCGGAGCAGCUGCUGUGGAGCAACUGGCCAUAUACUGCGUCUCAUUAAAGAAGGAGUACGAUAAUCUGAAGGAAGCGCGGAAAUCCUUUACAGAAAUGAUGGAAAAGCUGAAGAAGGAAUUGUUCUCCUCUAGCAGCAAGGCCCAGAAAGCAGAGCUGGAGCGGGCGCGGACCCGGGACGAGCUCAUCGCCUCGCAGAAAGAGCUGGAGAAUGCAGACCGGGAGAUCAUGAGUCUGAAGAAGAGAGUGGAGUUCCUGCAGAAGACGCUGAGCACGCCGACCGCCACCAAUGAAGCCAUCAGUCGGCUGAUGUACGAGAGUCCUGCACCCAUCGGUUUGCAGAGGCCAAAGCUCCGUCCUCCGAUGCUGGGAGAUGAUAUUAACCUGGACCUGAGCUUUGACAUCCGCACCCCGGAGCAGUGCACCCAGAAAACCGCCAUUGCUCCUUGUAAGAAGAUAAGGCUGGACAAGAGCGAGCCUCCUGGGAGCCCCCUGCAGGACUCUAAAGGGUUAACGAACUUUACAGGAAAGGUAAGUUCAGCGCCGGAUGAGGAGGAGGAUCUGCUGCUGCCGUCGUUUAUAAAGAACUCGCUGCUGCACAAGAAACCCAUCAGGAGCCUGACGAGCGCCUGGCCGAACACGGGAGUGGUCCGGACGGGGUUCGAUGGAUUGGGUGGACGCACAAAGUUCAUACAGACCAGCAGUGUCGCUGAAAUCCGCCCUCUGCCGCCCAAGAUGAAAAGGAAGAAGGUGUCCAGGCCCGCCGCUCCCAGCGCCGCCACCUCCCAUCAGCCGCGACUCGAAGACUUCUUAAAGUAAAUGUCUAUUACUCUGGACCCCGGCCCAGUGGAGGAACCCCAACCCCACAGUGUUAUUUAUAGAAGUCUCCCUGACGUUAGGUGGAGUCCCUGCUCCAUCGUCCGGCCGAGGACUGUUUGCCGUGUCCUGUCUGACAUCUUGGGGACGAUUCCAGGACUGGCUUGUGUGUAGGUUCCUCCAUAUUUCCCUGCCCCUCCCCCGUUGUAUAUGUGACUCCGCUCUGCACCCCUCCCCCGCUGACCUGUCAUCCGUGUGCGCUCCUCGUGGGCCGGCUCAUGUAGAGGAGACUGUUGUGUGACGUCCUCCGCUUUCUUCCUUGCCGCGGCGGCUGGGCCCUUGGUUCUUCUUUUUAAUGUCUGUCGAUGACCACGUGGCGUCUUGUAUCGUAUUUUCAAAUAAAUGAAUUGUGGGA